GGAGGGAUGGGGGCAGGACAGUGGGGAGCAGUAUUGGGCGCUGGGGAGAGGAGCACCCUGGCAUACCUGUCUCAGCAUCGUUCCCUGCGCCCUCUUAUUGCUCUACCUUUUCCCUCCCCACUGUCUUCUUCCCGUUGUUCCUGUCUCUACCCCCAUUCCCUGUCUUUUCCUUCUGUCACUGACGAUGUCUUGUAUACUUCUGUCGUAUUCAUGGGCAUUGGAUUUUUCACGACAGCAAUUAGAGCUAAAAUUGGUAAAUCCUCUGUACAGUAGAGCUCUGGUCAAGUGUAGGUAGUCUCAUGGUCUAUCCAAGGCUGUGAUCAAGUGUCUUGAUGUUUUUUGUCUUUUGGCCUGGAGAUGAAAACCUUGUCUUUGUUUGUGGGACCUUGAAGUGAAAAAAUUCUCUAAGUUAUAUCUCUUCCUUUCUCAAGCUCUGUGGCAUAAACUAAUUUUUCCAAGUAUCUGAGCAUAUUUUCUAUUGUAUUUCUAGGAGAUUCAGUUAGCUGAGAGUCAAGUACCCAUUUCUGUGUUAGUCAUGCGUUGCACAAAUGUAACAAAAAUAUAUUUGUAGGUGUAUUGCUUUCUGUUGCAGAAUGUUAAAUAUAAGACACAUACUAAGGAUAUACUUAAAACAGAAAUAAUGUAAUCCAUAAACUGAGGACAGCAGGACACUAACUUCUCACCAGGACAUAGCCCCAGACCUUGGCAGUGGAACCACCUUUUCCCACGCCUUCCCAACCUAACCACCCCCGUCCUCCUUGUGAAAUUUUAAAUAGUAUUGAAAAUCAUAAAUGAUUAGUGACGCCAUAGAAACCACACAAUGUCAACGAAAGGAUCCAGUAGAUUUGUUUCAUUCUGGGCACUUUGUAAAAAUAUGUGCCCCUAUGGUCCGAUAUUCAAAGUUGGCUUUCAGAACUUUGGUCAGGAAAUACAACUGUGAUUUGUGUUAUACACCAAUGAUAAUUGCUGCUGAUUUUGUCAGAUCUGUGAAAGCUAGAGACAGUGAAUUCACAACAAGCAAAGGUGAUCGCCCACUGAUUGUUCAGUUUGCUGCUAAUGAAGCACAGGUUUUAUCUGAUGCUGCCCGUAUCGUCUGUCCUUUUGCAGAUGGAAUAGACCUAAAUUGUGGCUGUCCUCAGAGAAUCCAUGAUGAUCUAAAGAGAACUGUAGAUCUCUGUCGAAAAGCUGAAGCAACUGGAGUUUCCUGGAUUACAGUUCAUGGGAGAAAUGUAGAAGAACGACAUCAGCCAGUACACUAUGAUGCAAUUAAAAUAAUUAAACAAAAUCUGUCUAUACCUAUUGUAGCUAAUGGAGACGUUAAAACUUUAAAAGAUGCCGAGAAUAUUCAUCAUAUGACGGGGACAGAUGGUGUAAUGGUUGCUAGGGGGCUCUUAGCCAAUCCAGCCAUGUUUGCAGGAUAUGAAGAGACACCUCUGAAGUGCAUCCAGGAUUGGGUUGACAUUGCUCUUGAACAUGGGACUCCUUUUACGUGCUUUCAUCAUCAUUUAAUGUACAUGAUGGAACGGAUAACUUCAAAACAGGAAAAAAGGGUUUUUAAUGUUUUAUCAAGCACCUCAGCGGUUCUGGACUACCUUAAUGACCACUACGGGGUGUAAUAGCUUUUAAAGUAUUUUAAUCAUGUGAAUAUUGCAUUUUAUAUUUUAGAGUUGUGGGUACUUUGUGAUAGUGAUAGGUUUCCCCACGCUUAUAUUUAUUAGUCAAAAUCACAGUGCAUUGGAAGAUCUCAUGCAGUGUAACAUUACUGGACAUUUCUGAACUGAUCAUAUUAUAUUUUUAUAUUAACAUUAUUUUCAACUCAGGAAACAUUCAUGACUUGAAAAUAGCUUUUAUAUAUAUGGCAACGCAUUACCAUACACAGAAUUGUGAUGCUGUAAGCAGAGUGUCUUAUGAGCAAAUAAAUUAUAUAUGCAGUA
This is a messenger RNA of Chrysemys picta bellii (western painted turtle), 1934 nucleotides long. Lineage: Eukaryota; Metazoa; Chordata; Testudines; Emydidae. The record is from RefSeq and is a predicted model, not a curated record.